Molecule: messenger RNA, 981 nt
Organism: Penicillium malachiteum
Lineage: Eukaryota; Fungi; Ascomycota; Eurotiomycetes; Eurotiales; Aspergillaceae
Product: PQ-loop repeat-containing protein
Exons: 5
Coding region: 1-981 (326 amino acids)
Biological process (GO): basic amino acid transmembrane export from vacuole
Cellular component (GO): fungal-type vacuole membrane
Source: RefSeq, a predicted model, not a curated record
AUGCCGUUGGCACAGCUUGUCAGCAGGAUGACUAUGGAGUCGGUACCACUCACGCCACGUGAAGCGGCGUCAGGAUUACUGGGUUCUGUAUCGAUGACUUGCUGGAUAUUCCUCCUGGUCCCCCAAUUAAUCGAGAAUUACCGCAACGGAAACGCGGAAGCCAUCUCCCUCCUAUUCGUCUUCGUCUGGUUCAUCGGCGAUAUCACCAAUCUCCUAGGCGGGCUCCUAGCAGGUCUGGUACCUGUGAUCGUCGCAAUCGCCGUGUACUUCUGUAUAGCAGACGGUGUGCUGAUCGCGCAAUGUCUAUACUACAAAGCGCGUAAUUCCCGCCCCGAGUCCUUGCAUCGUCGUCGACGUUCCUCGGUUGAGACACCCGACCCCACGACCCCGCUACUGGGUCGCCGAUUCAGCGAUUCACUAGAAACGCCGAAUGGCCGUCGGCGCCGGUCGUCGGGGUCUUUGCGCGGGUACCAGAACGCUGGACGACGGGAUAGCCAGGUCGAGGAUCCAUUGGCGAAGAUUGUUGAGGAGAGUGAGUUUGGGCGGAAGGCAUGGAUUAAGAACUUCAUUAGUGUACUGGGGAUCUUUGUUGUAGGGAUGGCUGGUUGGACUAUGGCUUGGCAGACGGGCAUGUGGGCGCCGGCGCCGCAGGAGAAUUCCAAUACUCCGGAUGGAGCUACUAGUGGACAGGUCCUGGGAUACUUCAGUGCUGUGUGCUACCUGGGAGCGAGAUUGCCUCAGAUCUACAAGAACUACUGCGACAAGUCUUGUGAAGGCUUGUCUCUUCUCUUCUUUAUCCUGUCUCUUCUUGGCAAUUUGACCUAUGGUGCGGGGAUUCUGGCCCACUCGACCGACCCGGAUUAUGUGAUGACCAAUCUACCCUGGCUAAUUGGGUCUUUGGGGACUAUGGUGGAAGAUGUGGUCAUCUUUGCUCAAUUCCGCAUAUACGCUGCGCAAGAACCUGUUCUGGCUGUGGCUUGA